Molecule: messenger RNA, 1737 nt
Organism: Zea mays
Lineage: Eukaryota; Viridiplantae; Streptophyta; Magnoliopsida; Poales; Poaceae
Exons: 8
Coding region: 173-1378 (401 amino acids)
Biological process (GO): fatty acid biosynthetic process
Cellular component (GO): chloroplast
Molecular function (GO): 3-oxoacyl-[acyl-carrier-protein] synthase activity
Source: RefSeq, marked validated
CGCAACCAUCACCGCCGCGGCCUCUAUUUCUCCCCCAUCCCCCCUCGCAUGCCCCGCUCGCCGCCGCUACCUCCUCCCGCCCCUAGGUGACGGUGACUCACUGACUCCCUACUUCCGUCGCCCAAAUUUCUAUCUCACUAUCUCCGCCGCGAGAUCUCCGGCUGCCCGCGCCAUGGUCGCCGCCUCCGGCCUCGCGCUGCCGCGGGUGUCCGCACCAUGCCCGGUGCGCACGCGUGGUGGCCUCCGCCCCGCCUUCCUCCGAGUCGCGCAGCCCGUGACGCUGCCACCGCCCCAGCUCCGGUGCUGCGCGUCCACCGUCGACGAUGGCGUGGUGUCCGCUGCGGCUUCCAAGCCCCGCCUCCCCAGGGUGGUUGGUAUGGGUUCAAAGCUCGUUGGAUGUGGAUCAGCCAUCCCAACACUUAGCGUUUCAAAUGAUGACCUUUCGAAGAUAGUUGAAACAUCAGAUGAAUGGAUUGCGGCUCGAACUGGGAUUCGUAACAGGCGAGUUCUUUCAGGAGAUGAAACAUUGCGGGGACUCUCGAUACAAGCAGCUCAAAGGGCACUUGAGAUGGCCGGAGUAAAAGCUGAAGAUGUCGACCUCGUUCUUCUUUGUACAUCUACUCCAGAUGAUCUGUUUGGAGGUGCUGCUCAGGUGCUGUCCGAAGUGGGGUGCACAAAAGCUUUUGGAUUUGAUAUUACAGCUGCUUGUAGUGGGUUUUUAGUCGGCUUAAUCACAGCUACUCGCUUUAUCAAAGGCGGAGGUUUUCAGAAUGUCUUAGUAAUUGGUGCAGAUGCUCUUUCAAAAUACGUGGAUUGGACAGACAGAGGUACAUGCAUUCUUUUUGGUGAUGCUGCUGGUGCUGUGUUGGUACAGGCAUGCAGUGCUGAUGAAGAUGGCAUGCUUGGUUUUUGUGUUCAAAGUGAUGGCAAUGGACAAAAGCACCUAAGUGCCAUAGCGGCUAAUGACGAGUCUAUCUUGUCCAAUACCAAUGGUGUUCCAGGAUUUCCGCCAAAGAAGGCAACCUACUCAUGCAUUCAAAUGAACGGAAAGGAAGUUUUUCGCUUUGCUGUCCGAUGCGUGCCACAGUCCAUUGAGAAGGCACUCCAAGAAGCUGGUUUGCCUGCCUCCAGUAUCGACUGGUUGUUGUUACAUCAAGCUAAUCAGCGUAUUAUUGAUGCUGCUGCCAGUAGAUUAGAUAUCCCAUCCGACAAGGUUAUUUCAAAUCUUGCUAAUUACGGCAAUACCAGUGCGGCAUCCAUCCCAUUAGCAUUGGAUGAGGCUGUUCGCAGUGGCAAGGUGAAGACUGGUGAUAUUAUUGCCGCAUCAGGUUUUGGCGCUGGACUUACCUGGGGUUCAGCUAUUGUCAAAUGGGGCUAAUUAUUCUACGUGAGCCAUAACAACAUCAAUGAGAUCUUCAUAGGCCUUGGGGACCUACAUCUAUUUGGUCUCUCCCCCCUUCCACCCAUUUUCUGUGCAACAUUUUUCUAUCGCAUGUGUCGGUCUUCCUUGCACAUGAAAAUCUAGUGCCAUUUUACCGUAUUCCUUUGGCUCAUUACACAACUGAGAGUAGAUUGGUGGAUGAAAAUGGUUGAAUUUUGCAUCGAGGAUGAUUGUGGUGGUACUAAAGAUGAGAUUACACUGUAAAGUUAAUGAGCCUUUUUGUCAGGGAAUUUUACUGAAUAAGCAUGUACAAGGAGAGGUGGGCCGUGGACAUAUGCUGUAGGACAAUUCUUAGU